This is a messenger RNA of Aptenodytes forsteri (emperor penguin), 4609 nucleotides long. RefSeq names its product family with sequence similarity 129 member A (gene NIBAN1). The record is from RefSeq and is a predicted model, not a curated record. NCBI's taxonomy places the organism in Eukaryota, Metazoa, Chordata, Aves, Sphenisciformes, Spheniscidae. The transcript is spliced from 15 exons. The coding region runs from base 1 to 3537 and encodes 1178 amino acids.
AUGGCCCUCAGCACGGGCACCCCCAGGUGGAGCCUGGGAGACGCUUUGCUCUGUGCGGUUCCCCGCGGCCUGUUCUUCGGCCUUGCCCUGAGCAGCGUGGUUCCUAAGGAGUACGCAGAUGCUACGGAGGCUUUUGUUGUGGACGACAUGUUCAGUGUUUUCGUGCAAUCCCUGUUCAGUGCCAGACCAGCCAAGCGUCUCUCAGGAAAAACAGAGGCCGUCAUCAAAAACUUCAGCCCGCACUACAGGCGCCAGUACGCGGUGGCUUUCUGCAAGCAUGUGCAGGAUGAGCUGGAGCAGCACCGAGAUUCCCAGUCCCAGUUCCUGAAAACCAAGCCGCCAGUGGAAGCUGGGACUGUCUUAUACGAGGCAGAGCUGCUGCAUUUUGCUGAGGAUCUGAAGAAGUGGAAGGACAGAUAUGUCGUUAUCAAAAACGACUACACUGUGGAUUGCUUUGAGACUAAAGAGGCCUACCAGAAAGGAGCCAGCCCUAAAUAUCAUGUUCUUCCUGCAGGAGGCAAAGUACUGACUUCAGAAGAAGAUUACAAUUUGCUGUCUGAUAAACAUUUUCCAGAUCCUGUUGGGUCAAGUGAGAAGGAGGUCGCUCAAGCCUUCGUUCAGCUGCCGAAGGAGUUCCCGGUUUACCUGUGGCAGCCCUUCGCCCGACACAGCUACUAUUGCUUCCCAGAGCCAGAAGCUCAGAGGCAGUUCAGCGCCGUGCUGGGGGACUGUGUGAGACACUCAAACCACGAUUUUCUCAAGCAGACCACGUAUGAAGUCGAAGCGUUCUUAGAAGCCAUUCAGUUCUUCCGGCAGGAGAAAGGCCACUAUGGGACAUGGGAAAUGAUAACCGGCAACGAAAAAGAGAUCUUGAGCAACCUUGUGAUGGAGGAACUCCUGCCUAACCUUCAGACAAUGAUCCUGCCCAAAAUGAAAGGAAAGAGGAAUGAUAGGAAGCGGGCCUGGUUUGGUAUCGUAGAAGAAACAUACGGCUUAGUCCAGCAGCAGGUCUCAGAAGGAUUAAGUAGCUUGAAAGAAGAAUGCAGAGAUUUUGCAAAAACUCUUGAAGGAACCAUUCGCUCAGACAUGGAUCAGAUUCUGAACUCCAAGAACUUCUUAGCUGGAAAAAUCAAAGCCACUGUUUCUGAGCCUGCCCAGAAAUGCUGCACAGAAAAUAUCCAGCCAUUUCUCGCAUCCAUAUUGGAGGAGCUCAUGGGUCCGGUGAGUUCUGGAUUCACGGAAGUCCGCUCACUUUUUGAUAAAGAAGUUAAUGAAAUCAUCCAGGACUUCCAGAAGACAAAUGAUAUCACAAAGCUAAAGGAGAAUGUGGAUCAGCUUAUGAACCUACCAUUCAACUCUGUGAAAAUGGAGCCCUGCUAUCUGAAAGUGAACCUUCUCCAGGAGCUCCUUCAAGACCUCAAGAGUCGCUUCAAGGUCUAUCACAUUGAUUUUGUGAUUCAGAGGACACAGAACUUCAUGCAAGAGCUGAUGGAAAACGCAGUUUAUACUUUCGAGCAGUUGUUCUCUCCAAGUCGCCAGGCAGACUCAGCGAAAGUUGCAACUACCAUUGAAAAAGUCAAGCUGAGAGUACUGAAGCAAUAUGAUUAUGACAGCAGCACUAUCCGGAAGAAGAUAUUUCAAGAAGCACUGGUACAGAUUACUUUGCCCACAAUGCAGAAGACACUGGCUUCAACGUGCAAACCAGAGCUGCAGAAAUACGAGCAGUUCAUUUUUGCUGAUUACACUAGCGUGAUCCAAGUAGAGAAUGUGUAUGAAGAGAUUUUAUAUCAGACACUGCUUGAAGAAACCCUGAAAGUGAUAAAAGAAGCUGCCAUUAUGAAGAAGCACAACCUCUUUGAAGAUAACUUGAAUUUGCCCUGUGAAAGCGUGUCCAGCUUAACGGACCUGAAGACCCCUUCAGGAUCAGCACAAACCACUCCUGCGAAGAAGCCUUCCACCGCCCGAGCCGAGACGUCAGACACUGAAACUCAAAGUGACGAAAUGCUCAUUGUGACGGAAAAAAUUUCUUGGGAGAAGGAUGCUGACAAUAGAAAGUCAUCAGACAAAGAGGCAGUCACUUCUGUUAAUACGGCUGGUGAUCAGGCAAGCAAAAGUGAAGAAAUGGUCGUUACAGACAUCGGUGAAAUACAGGAAUCCCUUCCAGCUACCCUUACAGAACAAGAAGUUGCAGAGGAAAAAAUCGUUUUGGAGAAUGAAGACACGGUGAAAGCUGAGUGUGUAGCGAACACUGAGAAAGAGCUUAAGACACAACAAGAAGCUGUGGAGGAAGAAGUAGCUCCUGGAACUGAAACUGCAGUGAAAGAUUUUGGAGCCAGCGCUAAAAAAGAACUUAAGGUACAUGAAGGAGCAGUGGAGGAAAAGGUAACUUCUGAGAGUCAACUGGCAACGGAUGCUGCGUUUGUCAGUGGCACUGAAAAAGAAAGCAAAGCACAGGAAGAAGUUGCUGAGAUAAAGCUGACUUCCCCACAUGAUAAUGUAGCAGAAGCAGAGAUUUUAGGGAAUGCAGAAAAGAAAAUCAAGGUAGAAAAAGAAUUAUCUCAGAGUGAAAAUGCAGUAGGAAAAGGGUCUGAAGAGGCUAGUAAAAAAGAAAGCAAUGACCAAGGAGCGAGUACUGAGACAAGGGUUAUUUCCCAGGAAGAAAACACAGGGAAUGGCGGGUUUGGGGGUAAUCCUGAAACAGAAAGCAAGUCAGAAGAAAAGAGUUGUAAAUCCCCUGACGAUGUGAAUGAGAUAAGGAGUUUGCUGAUGGUAACAGUUGAGAUACCAGCAGAUACUCCAGCUGAGAACAUAAAGGAGAUUUGUGAAGGUGAGAGAUUAAAGUUGCAGGAGCACAAUAAAGGGAAUGAUGAGUUGAGUAAAAUGGCUGUGGCAGAAAUUCAAGUGAGCCAGACAAUGAUGAAUAAAGAUGCAGCAGAAUGCACGGAGUUCAAGGAGGACCGACCAUCUUCAUCUAGUCUGGGGACAGAUGGUACGAAUUUAGAGAAUGUGUCCAAGGGGGCCUGUGGUAUGGCAAAAGCAGAAUGGCUGGUGGAAAGCUCAGAUACACCUCAGGAGGCAAAGGCAGAGGUGGAUAUCAAGCAAAGCGUUUGGUAUACAGGUGUGGGAAGGUGCCAAAGUGAUAGACUGCAGCCAGAGGAACACACUGAAAAUGUGUCUGAAGGCAAAAUAUUAGAUGGGGAGGAAGGAGUAGCAGGGAAUAGCCAUGCCGUCCCAGUGGAGGUAGGGACUGAGAGCUUUUUUCAUAAUCCUGCUGAAAAUGCAGACACAACGCAAGUGCCCAUUUUGGAUACAGAAAACCCAAGAACAGGACUGCUAGACAUGCCAGUUUCUUCCGUGCCGGAGCAGGGCGAGAUUAGCACUGUAGAGGUCACAGGAGAUACAGAGGCUUGUGAGGGUGAAGGGAAGCCAGAAGGUGAAUCAUCUUCACACACAGAAAUAAAAAGCACAGAAGUAAAAGAUAUUUUCACAGAAGAAAACAGAGAAGAUAGUUAUGCACAGCAAAACUCUGAAGAGUAAGAAGUGUUUUUCGGCCCAGCCCUGCAGGAUUUAUUUACUCCACAAAUCCCUGUUUAAUUGUGAAUACUUAUUUGGGUUGGGGCUAGAGGAAAUGGGCUUUGUUGUCGUAUUGCCAGCUCUUUGCAGUUUUAGCACGGAUCCCUUCUGAGUGAUGGGUGAUAGGUUUCUUUUCAGUUAAAGCCCUCACUGUUUAAAACCAGGUUACUGUUGGAGAACCUCAUCUUUCACUUAAAAUUUGCUACCUUUUAUGUUUAUAGAAAAAGUCUGAAAAUGUGACCACUGGAUGCUUCAAAAGCAACUCACCCCCAACUAUAAAGUUAUUUUAACAACUUUACUGUUCUUAGGUGUUUUAGCAGGGGAGUAGCUCAUGAUUUUUAAAUGCAUGGAUUUGACAAGUACUGCUAUGAUUCUUAGGUGGUUGGUACAUGCAUUGCUAUUCAAGGAUGCUUUUAGUAUUUGCAUGCAGUAUACGGGAAAUAAAUAAAACUUUUAGUAGUUAAACAGAACCAAAUAGUUAAUUUAGUAGGUUGCUCAAAAGCCACACUCUGUGCAAACUCUGCAAACUGAUUACUUAAUUAUUUUAAAGUUUUGACUGAUACUAAAGACAAGCAAGUGUUCUGAUUUUUUUUUCCCUCUUAUUCUUAUAUUUAAAAUGGGGAAAAUAUGGGAGCAGGUUUCUCAGUCCCACUCUGCACUUCUGGGUUAUAUAGCCUUCCAAAGCAUUUUAUGGCUAUUUUAUUUUGUUUUAUUUUAUGGAAGGGAAAGAUGAGAAUGUUUACAAUAACUAUAACCAUUAGGCAGCAUCUUUCUGUUUUACUUCCCACCAUAAAAUAUAUUCACUUAUGGCUAUCUGAUACAGAAUAUUAAAAGUCAUACCAUUCCCAUUCUUACUGACUUACUUAAGUUAGAAUUACCCAGUUCUGUAGGCCUUUUUAGUUUCAUAAACUAUACAUAAAUUGCAAUCGUUGUGAAAUAUCAUAAUCAUUGCAUAUAAUUUCUAAUACAGAUGUUAACUGAAGCAAAAAGCAGCCAAAGGUUGUGCUUAGAUUUUGGAUAGCAGAAUCACAUUUAA